AUGAAGCUCCAAGCCCCCCUUCUCCUGUGCGGUGCAGCGCUUUCGUCUGCAGUCUUCGUUCCCGAACCGACCUAUGCUCCCAUCGAGGAUGCCCUUUUCCGCAGAGCCGACGAAUGUCCAGGCAAUACAUUUCGAUGCCCUACGUCACUGGGGGCUGCCUUUAGCGAUGUCUGCUGCGCAAAUGGCCAGAGCUGUGCCUUUGACAACAACAACAAUCCCGCCUGUUGCCCAUCUGGUCUUGUUUGCACGGGAACCGCACCUGGCCAAACGGCUACUGGCGCUGCGACAGCGGUUGUGUCAUUCGUCCCCAACUCGUACUUCUCCUUCCCGUAUGCCUUCACCACCUACGAUGACCGGGCAGAGUGCACCUCUGCUCUUCUGGCCUGCUCAGAGAAUUACCAAAUCUGCACGUCUAAGCUGGGAGGUGGUACCGCUACAGGCAAUGGGCUCGCCGUAACAAUAGCAGUGCCUGGCGGCGGAGGUGUCACAGUCGGGGCUCCAAACGUCAACCUGGGCGCCUCGGCUACUUCGGUUUGCUCCAGUCUAAGCUCGCAGGCUUGUGCCAACUUGGAAGCAACGCCGUGCGAUAAUUACAAAGAGUCUGCGGCCCAACGACAGGCUAGUCAACAGAGGCAUCUCGUUUCCAUCGUUGCCAUCCUUGUUGCAGCUGUCGCUAUGGGUUGA
Molecule: messenger RNA, 684 nt
Organism: Clonostachys rhizophaga
Lineage: Eukaryota; Fungi; Ascomycota; Sordariomycetes; Hypocreales; Bionectriaceae
Source: the annotation of a GenBank genome assembly